AUUAUUUUCCAAUAGUUCAGACUAAUUUAAAGUGUGGCAAAAUGUCCGAGUGUUAUGGAGACGGUCACACUUAAAAUAAAGAAAAAUCUUAAAAGACAUAAACAAUGCGGACCAGCUACAAAAAGAACCGUCCCUUCGAUUUUAAGCUGAUUUCCUUGGUAGAACCCAAUCCCGUGCUCUAUAAACGAUCUGGACUGUCGAACUACGAAGCCAUGAAGGCCAAAACGGAUAUUUGGGCACAGAUUUCACAGAAAAUGGGCUGCGAUGUGGACUUCUGCCUAAUGCGCUGGAACAACCUACACUACCAAUUCCGUAAAGAGUUUCGGCGGGCAGACACCAGCGGUUCUACCUGGCCGUACCUGGAACGCCUCCGAUUUCUGGCAGACAGCCAGCCUCGACCCAGAGCCAGGAGCAAGCCCAAAGCCAAGGAUUCCCCAAGCAAUAGGGACACAGUUGUCAACGAAAAAGAGACCGCUGUCCAGUUCCUGUGGGAGACGUACGAAGAUGGGGAAAUACCCCAAACCCCAAGCACUUUUAUUAUAGAGGAGAUCGUCGAGGAGCGCAACGAUCAGAUAAUUCAGGAAGAGAUCAUAUAUGAGGCAGAAGAGGAACCCCAACCAGCGCACAUACUCUCCCCACGAAGCAGUUACCUCCAGAUGGACCAAGUCCUCGCCCAGCUCAAGGAACCUCAGCGAAAACGAGCUAAGCGCAGGAUCACAGCAUUUCUGCUCAAGUGCCAGCUGCGUGCCUUAAGGAAUCAGUCCGUGGAGGAUCUGGCCAUAUAACUUCACAUACUCGCUUUAACUUUAUUAAAAAUAAAAAACAGAAACUAA
This is a messenger RNA of Drosophila serrata, 833 nucleotides long. RefSeq lists its product as uncharacterized. Gene Ontology annotation, biological process: regulation of transcription by RNA polymerase II. Lineage: Eukaryota; Metazoa; Arthropoda; Insecta; Diptera; Drosophilidae. Gene Ontology annotation, cellular component: transcription regulator complex; nucleus. The record is from RefSeq and is a predicted model, not a curated record.